GGCGGGGGGGAUCCGGGAAAGGCCGGGUGGUGUGUUGUGGGGCUAAUGGCUGCCUCCGGGAACCUCGGCAGCUUCCGUCUCCCGCCGCUGCCCACCAUUCGGGAACUCAUUAAGUUAUUCCGACUGCAAGCAGCGAAGCAGCUAUCCCAGAAUUUUCUUCUGGAUUUGAGGCUGACAGAUAAAAUUGUAAGGAAAGCUGGCAAUCUGACAAAUGCUUAUGUUUAUGAAGUGGGUCCCGGGCCAGGGGGAAUCACAAGGUCCAUUCUCAAUGCCAACGUUGCUGAUCUCUUGGUGGUUGAAAAGGAUACUCGAUUUAUUCCUGGAUUACAGAUGCUUUCUGAUGCAGCACCUGGAAAACUGAGAAUUGUUCAUGGAGAUGUGUUGACCUUUAAGAUAGAAAAGGCUUUUCCAGAAAGUCUUAAAAGACACUGGGAAGAUGAUCCCCCCAAUAUACAUAUAAUUGGAAAUCUGCCUUUUAGUGUUUCAACACCACUGAUUAUCAAAUGGCUUGAAAACGUUUCUUGUAGAGAUGGACCUUUUACUUAUGGCAGAACUCAGAUGACUUUGACUUUUCAAAAGGAAGUGGCUGAGAGACUCACGGCCACUAAAGGAAGCAAACAGCGCAGCCGCCUUUCCAUCAUGGCCCAGUACCUCUGCAGCGUGGAGCACAUCUUUACGAUUCCAGGUCAGGCUUUUGUCCCCAAGCCAGAGGUGGACGUGGGAGUGGUGCACUUCACGCCCCUGAUACGGCCCAAGAUAGAGCAGCCAUUCAAGCUGGUGGAGAAGGUCGUUCAGAGUGCAUUCCAGUUCCGGAGGAAGUACUGCCACCACGGCCUGGGAAUGCUGUUCCCUGCAGCUCAGCGCCUGGAGAGCACAGGAAGGUUGUUGCAGUUGGCAGACGUAGACCCCACUCUUCGUCCCACCCAGCUCUCGGUUUUGCACUUUAAGAACCUCUGUGACAUAUACAGAAAAAUGUGUGACAAAGACCCACAGCUCUUUGCUUAUAAUUUCCGAGAAGAACUCAAGCAAAGUAGAAGCAAAAAUCAGACUAAAGACAGUGACAAGGAGAGCUGUGGACUCUAGCAGGCUGCAGCCAGCAGGUGGGCUUCUCAGUCCUUGUCCGUCUUCACAGAACGACAGUAAAACACCCGUGGUCAGAUGACAUGCUCCUUUUACUGUACAACUUGGUAAAGAAAAUAAAUAUCAAGAUACAGUACCAGCUUUCUUUUAAUAUAUACUGCAUAGAUAUGACAUGUUUAGUAUAAACAGCAUCUAUUACAACCUUACAAAAAUGAAAUCUCUGCACAUUGUGCCCCUAAACCACAUUAAAAUAACUUAAAUUUGCUUUAAAUAAAGCAAAAACUAACAGCUCAAAGAAAAUGCCCAGAAGCUUCUGGGGGAAAAAAGGAUCCCUUUAAAGCUAUUAAUCACAACUUCCCCGACCUUACUUUUUCCACAUAACUUAAAGUAAUUAGAAUGAAAUUUUAUUUUAAGGAUUCUAAAUCAUUUUGAUACCUGCUCAAAAAGGGAUAUAAACUAAUUUACAGAUUCUGACCAGUUUAAUCUGGUUUUCUGGUCCACAAUAAAUUAAAAUAACUUAAAUCUUUACAAUGUUUUUGUGGGAAAAUAUAUACUGCACAAAACCCAGUAGUGGUCUUUCUGCAGUUUCCACUUCACCAAUUUUAAAAGUCAAGGAUCAGUGUCAUGAGUCUGGAUCGAGCUGCACUAUGAUUUUCCAUGGCUCUCUGUUUCGUAAAAGCACUCCUCGUUGACAACCGAAGUUAAGCUCUGGACACUGAAUUCCCGCUCUAGAACCAAAUUUAGAUCAAUGUUGGCGUUUUCGGGUUGACUGUCAAGGGACUGGUGACGAGUCUGCGCCUUGAGCAGAGUCGCUCUGUCCCUCUUGGUGCUGUUUGCUUUUCGUUUAAUGGGGCAGAAGUGGGCCCGGACCAGCUUGGGCUGCUCCCCUCCCUUCUGGCCCUCGUCAGCCCUGGUGCCCGGCUGGUGGUCAGCCGGGAGUGGGUCAGGAUCCUCAGAGAUUCUUAGUCUUUGGAACCGAAUUUCGAUGUCCUUGGUAGGGCUGCCCUGGUUCAGUGUCGGGUGGCAGUCCUCAUCUUCGUCGCUCAGAAUAUCGCUCUCUUUGAUGAGACUGUCUGGAAACUCUGCUGGGCCAACGUGGGGGUCCCUCCCGGGAGCCGCGCUCUUGCAGUCCUGCCUGCUCUCAGCCACAGGGCAGCCACUGCUCUGGGUGCCGCUGCUCAAGCUGCACUCGUCUGAGUCCAGAGAGUGGCCCUUGCUGGACUCACUGGGCCAAUCGCUGCUGGCAGAGGUCCUGAGGACUUUCAAAGACCUGGACGAGGCUGCAACGAGAAAAGAACAUUGCUCUCCCUUUGUGACCCAAAGAGAUUACAUAGUGGGCAGUUUCUGAUUCGUAAGGUAUGAGACUUAACAUCUUAAUUACGUACGACUGUAUUCCAUCAUUUGAAAUCUAUUACCUGGUAUUUAGACAGAAAUGUGUAAAUACUGCAAGCAUAGAAAUUUUUUAUUUAUGUUCAUUUGAAAUUAUAAGUUCAGGGAAGUGAGCAUUUUUUAUUAUUUUUAUAAAUAAUGAAGCUCUAGUAAACUACCUAUAGAGCCUAGAACUCUUAUUUUGCCAACAAGUAAACUGAAAAUUAAUCACUAAUAAAAUCUAGGUUCCGAUCUUUGUAAUCUGAUAAUCAAGAUUAUACCAUCUUUCUCUGCAUAUUUUCUUGUUUAUUUUCCUUGCUCAAUUAAAAGCAGAAAUAUGUUCUUUAUCUUUCAUAAGAACCCUCUCUGGAAUUUCUAAGCAACUUUCAGCGAGUCUGCAUUCUGCAUGUGUGUGUUUCAUUCUGUUCUCUUGGGCUGAUGGGGAAAGGAACUUGCAGUUGAAGUGUUUCCAGACAUUAGCUGCAUAUUAUUUUUUGGUGGCCAGGGUUUAUUUUGACAUUAAACACAUAAUCUGAAAAGGUCAAA
This is a messenger RNA of Ictidomys tridecemlineatus (thirteen-lined ground squirrel), 2994 nucleotides long. RefSeq names its product transcription factor B1, mitochondrial (gene Tfb1m). Lineage: Eukaryota; Metazoa; Chordata; Mammalia; Rodentia; Sciuridae. Gene Ontology annotation, molecular function: mitochondrial transcription factor activity; rRNA (adenine-N6,N6-)-dimethyltransferase activity. The record is from RefSeq and is a predicted model, not a curated record. Gene Ontology annotation, biological process: transcription initiation at mitochondrial promoter; rRNA methylation. Gene Ontology annotation, cellular component: mitochondrial matrix.